CUUCUUAAUCACCUCGAUAAUCACGUCACAAAAUUGACAAAAUCCAAAACAAGUUGCUUACCAAAUCACAACAAGUGUUAAAAUUUGUUCUUCAUAAAAACAGAGCAUUAGAACUACAAUAGAUAUGAAAACAAGAAAAUGAUACAAUCAAAUCAAAUGGAUCCCAAAAUCUGGAGUCGAUUACCAGAAGAUGUAUUAGAGCAUUUGCUUUCAUUUCUUCCAUUAAAAACUUUCUUGAAACUCAGAUCAACUUGUAAGCAUUUCAAAACUCUUCUUUUUUCACCCCCUUUCAUUUCUAAACACUCCCCUUCUUCUUCUUCUUCUUCUUCACCUUUUUCUUCAUUUUUCUUACUUUCACAUCCACAGUUUCCUAGACAAUACCCUUUAUUCGAUACCGUUCAUAACAACUGGCGGAAUUUAUCUCUGUGUAUUUCCCCUGUUUUGCCAUCUUCUUCCUCUGUUCUUUUAUCUUCUUCUAAUGGGUUGCUUUGUUUUACUCGCCCAAGUUCUACUUCUUUCAUUAUAACUAAUGUUUUAGCUAGAUCUUCUAGGGUUUUAGAAUACCCAAAUUUGCCUUUUUCUUUUGAGUCUGUUACUUUGAUUUCUUCAGCUAAUAAUGGGUAUAAGCUGUUUGUGAUGUCUGCUUUUGGAUCUUCGAGUAAAGUUUUUGUUUAUGAUUCUUUGGUUCAUUCCUGGAGUCAAUUUGGUGGAUUUGAUCUGAUUUUAAAUGAGAAUCAUCAUCAAGAAGGGGUUUUUCAUGAUGGGUAUUUGUGGUUUAUUACACCAGAGCCUUAUUUUAUAGUUUCUAUUGAUCUUGAUAAUGGGGUUUGGAAAAGAUCAAAUUUUGAGCUCCCUAGUGAGGUUACUUUUGCUAGAUUGGUGAGUGAUGGGGAUAAAAAAUUGUUCUUGAUUAGUGGAAAUGGGAGUAAUGGGAUUUCAAGAAGCAUGAAGUUGUGGGAAUUGAAUGGGGAUUCUAAGAUUUGGGUGGAAGUUGAGAAUGUGCCUGAAUUGAUUUGUAGGAAGUUUUUAUCUGUUUGUUAUCAUAACUAUGAACAUGUUUAUUGUUUUUGGCAUAAAGGGUUGAUUUGUGUUUGUUGUUAUUCUUGGCCUGAGAUUUUGUACUAUAAGGUUUCUAGAAGAACUUGGCAUUGGCUUCCUAAAUGCCCUUCAUUGCCUGAUAAAUGGAGUUGUGGAUUCAGAUGGUUUUCCUUUGUUCCUGAGUUAUAUGCAUUUGUGUAAUAGUAACAUCUGCUGCAGUGGUGGGACUGCUCCACCCUUAGUCAGUGUUCUCGCGUAACUCUCGCGUUUAAGCACUGGAUAUGGAGAAAAUCUUGUUGGGAGCGAAUCCGUGAAUGGGCCUGCCCGAAGUGUAUGAUUUGGAUUUAGUCAGGCCUUUAAUGUGGGCGGGGAGAAGAAAAACAUCAACCGGUACUUGAAGGUGAAAUCCUCUACUUCUGGAAGUGUUUGGUGUUUGUUUCUUGACUCUCUUUAUAUUUGUUUUGUUUUGGUGUAUAUAAAGUAGUAUUAUCUGUGGUUUAUUUGUUACAGUUAGCAGUGAUCUAUCGUUAUAUCUUCAUCAAAAGCGAUCCAUCAUUAUAUGAAAAUAAACCUUGUAGAAGCAUUGUUUGGUUGAAAGAAUUUGAGUGUUGUUGAACUUUUGGUGUACUUUGAAAGCAGUUGAAAUGUAUUGAUGUCUCCAUUGUUGUGCAAAAAAAACUUGUUAUGGAGUGCUACUUGCGCGAUACUUAAUUAGGGUAUCUGUCCAAUUUUGAUUACAUUUUGUGGUCCUUGGAUCUUCAUGAAAGGUUCUUUAGAGAAACCUCAGAGCUCAAAUCCUAGAACUAUAUAGGUUGAAAGCUGACACUUGAGUUGAGGGUCCGUCUAUCAGAAACAGUCUUUCUAUCUCAACGAGAUAGUAGUAUGGUCUGCGUACACUCUAUUCUCCUUAGAUCCUACAUGGAGAUUCCACCGGGUAUGUUGUUGUUAUUGAAAAUAUCAGAUAAUGUCAUUGGAGAUUUGAGUUUUCUUCAUAUUGGUGUAGGGAUCUAGACUGUUAGAAGAUAUAAACCAGAUGUAUGAUCUGAGUGAAAUGCAGAUCUGUCCAUACUCAUGCUUAACUUAUAAUUGUAGUAUCGGAAGCUUCUGAAUGACGGUUUGUAAUCUCACAGAGUGGGGUCUUGGUAGGAUAGAGUGUGAACAGAACUUCCCCCUACGUUGUGUAGGUAGAGAAGUUGUUUCCAAAUAGAUCGUUCGCUCACGGAUCACAAAGUAAGCUAGUGGCAUCUGUUCCUACAAAUGAAAAUUAAACUGCAAAAUUUUUAAAUUCAUUCCACAUAACUUUUUUAUUCUUUCAAUUAAUUUGGAGUUGUUAAAUUAUACUACGUUGUUGCAUCUCGAAAUGGACAAGUCAAAAUUGUUUGUACUGGAUCA
Molecule: messenger RNA, 2430 nt
Organism: Solanum pennellii
Lineage: Eukaryota; Viridiplantae; Streptophyta; Magnoliopsida; Solanales; Solanaceae
Product: F-box/kelch-repeat protein At5g43190
Exons: 1
Coding region: 139-1239 (366 amino acids)
Molecular function (GO): protein binding
Source: RefSeq, a predicted model, not a curated record